GAAGCCGAGUCGACGAUAACUGAUUGCAAGGCUGGUACGCCCCCACAGGAAUACAAUAUGUCGAGUAUUGAGAUCCAAGAAGCGUCCAUCACCCACGGCUCAGCAGUGGAGAAAUUUAUAAGACAUUACGAGGAGAAUAUUGAAGGGCGGCGGAACAGCUGGAGUGGUGGUUACAAAGCACCCAAAUUUCCAGAAGACGCGUUAUCUCCAGAUGAUCUAAUAUGCUUCGCUAGCAGUGGUAAUACUGUUGGCUGGCAUGGACCUCCUCAUCAAAGACAAGAUACAUUGAGUCCUAAAAACCGAAAUGAAUGUAUUGGUAUCCCCGAAUGUUCGGAAACAAUACCCAUCGGAAAAAUCGUGGGCUGGCUUAAAGGCACUGAACCAGAAAGAUACGAGGAUCCUGAGCUUGUCAGUCCUUUCACAGACUGGCAAUCUCCCAGGUCUGGCCAGCUCAAUUUGCCAACUCCUCAGUCUGCUACCACAUUCAAUCACCUAGAAACAAUUCAAGAGAUGAAAUCUAGUCCGCAAAAGUCUGCCAACACUAUUGCAUCGCAUCACUUGAGAAACACAUCUACGCCUUUUGGAAAAUCAUCCUCAACAUCAAACCCACUCAAAGGAGCUUUCGUUCAUGUCACCAGGCCAACUCGCAUCCUCUCGCCUCCGCCUGAACACAAGCUUAAGAGAAAGGACGUAAACAUCCAUCCCAGACUGACCGACGUGCAGAUUUCCCAAGUUACCAACAUGUUCUCUACACAGGAGAAGGGAAGUCCUGAAAAGGAACCAGACCAAGCAAAAUAUGCACCAGGAUUUGAGCCUCUACAGCCCAAUCCGCAUCAGAGGAACGCAAUCAAUAACUCACGCGGCCUUACGCACGCGAAAAACGACAGCACGUCGUCGCAAUUGCGGCCUCAGCGAGAAAAUGAGAAUAAUUCCAUCCAGGGGCGUGGACGACCCCAACACAAGUUUGAUUUCAAUGUCCAGUUUGGAGCUAGUGAGGAUCCAUCCACUGCUUCUCAGGGCAAGGAAGACCAGAAACGACAAGAGAACCACGGUCGAGGCCACGCGCGACAGGAGAGCCACAUCACCACUUUCUCCGACCUGAUCAGACAUGGUGGUCGAUCCCCAUCUCCCAAGAAGGCGCGAUCCAGAUCGCCUCAAAAAGCACCAUCAAAGCCUGCUCUCCCACCUUCUCGCGAGUCACGAGAAAAGCGACGCCCUACACCCCUGGAUCUCAGUGAUGCUCGCAGAUAUGGGGAAAUGGUGACCCAACGCAAGCAGGUCCAAGCUGUUCAUGUUCCCAUGACUCCAGCAGAGGCAGAGCUCAGGAGUGUCAAUGAAGACGGAUCAUCUUCGGUGUACACGGAUGAGACUCCCCGCAAUCCUCGUGACGGAACCCCUUCCAUCAGCCCUCUUCAUAUCAUCAAGCGGUCGAACCCAGGCAAGCGCGUCAAUGUUCUGAAGGCAUACAAACAUUGGAAGGAAAACAAUACACCUGUGACUGCCACUUCGGGUGGUCCUGCUCGUUCCACGAGCGUCAUUGACCGUCGCGACAAGCAAGUUCAAUUGCCCGAUUCGGUCUAUGUCCCGCCACCAGACACGCAGCGUUCCCAAAGCUUCCAAGGGAUUCCUAAGUCUGCCACCAUGAACGACAUCGUGGCCGAACCGCAGGUGACGCCUUUCACCCCGCUGACCCCCUGGAUCAUGGGUGAUGACAGACACACCAGAAAAGCAUCCAAGACACUGUUUGGUGACCAUGGCUGGCUUCAUGACACUGCUAUCGGAGGGAGCAAGACAGAGCACCAGAAGCCUACACGAUUCAUCGACGGCAUCAAGAAGUAUGCCCGUGAGCUUGCUGAGAAGGCAGAUUUCAAGCCCGCCAGAUCAAGAAGUCGAGCCGCCGUUGAACGCGUCAACAUCUCUUUGGACCCCCGUGAGCAAAGCUUGCUUUACUGCGAGCUCGAGUUCAUCUUGAGCAAUGCCAUCGAUUCCUACAUCAAGGCUCAACUGAACGGCGGCCGUCUCGACCCCAACAAGCUCAAGAAAAUCGCCGAUAACUGGGCGCAGCAUGGCCGUCCCAAGGUCAUCGGCUUCCGCUAUGACCUCGAGACCCAAAUUGACCUCAUCGCGCUCCACGCCGACAUGUUCCGAUUCACAACCAGCUACCAGAUCAACGAUGUCGUCGUCGCGGGCCUGCUCCACGCCAUGAAGAUGAACGCCCGUGCCAUGCGCGUGCGCACCCUCUGCCAGCCCGACCCCGUCAUCGCGAAGCAGAUCCUCGACGCCCAGGCACUCCUCCAGCUCAUCGACAGCCCUGAUGCGCUGCACAUCUCGCUCGCGGAAGUGUCGCAGUUCUUCAAGGUUAUCAUUGAACGCGAGAAGGCCAUUCGGGAGCAGAAGUCGUCGCGGACUACCUCAUACGCUAAGAGUACCAACCAUAGCAAGAGCGAGGUCGCAAAGGACGACCCGAGCUAUGGCAUGAAGGCCGUUCCACAUGAGUAUGUUGCUCCUCAAGAGAAGUGGGCGUACAAGAAUUAGAUCGUGUCCUCAUCUUCUCUUGCGGGCAUUUCCAGAUUGCUUUUGAGCCUGGCUUGUCGGCAAUCUUUCCUCGUAGACAUCGGCAUGCUUGCUAUACUCUAUGUCCAGAUAUAUACCUGGGUGCUGUGGCUAAGCGGUCAUAGUCCGGUAUGGGUAACCUCUCACAUUGCAUUUCCUUUCA
Messenger RNA from Pseudomassariella vexata, 2716 nucleotides. RefSeq lists its product as uncharacterized. Lineage: Eukaryota; Fungi; Ascomycota; Sordariomycetes; Amphisphaeriales; Pseudomassariaceae. The transcript is spliced from 6 exons. The record is from RefSeq and is a predicted model, not a curated record. Bases 58 to 2535 code for a protein of 825 amino acids.